CUUUUGACCACAGGUAUUGGAAAUACAAUGCGGAUAUUCAGAUUCACAAACCCAUGGUCCUUGAUCUGUCCAAUCAAAACUGCCAAAGUACCACCUAAACUAGCUGAGCUGAAUCCCUUGUUUGGAAUUGAGACUUGUUUGCCAUCUUGCCUAUAUCAAAGAAAGGACACACACGUUAAUUCUUUGGAGAUAAUUGAAAGUUUUGUGACCUUGCUCGACUCUGCUAUAAAGAUGCAAAUCAAUAUCAAGGACGUGGUCAAAAAUGAUGUACAAAACAUUGAGGUCAACUCUAUGGAAUAUCGUGAGAAACCGACAACGUCAGUAACUACUUCAACAACGACCGAUCGUAAAACUGUCACCUCCGCGCACAGUGAUCAGAUAUGCGGAACAAAAAAUCAACAUGGCAUUGUACCAAGUUCUCGUCAACUACGUCCAACAUACUCGGAUGUUUUGCUUGGGAUUUCCUUCCCUAAAACAAGCAGUGAUGUUGCAUGCGAUACUUCAAACCAAGCCUUGUACCUUGAGAAACCUGCAACCAAGUGUACCCAUGGAGCACGUGUCAUGGCAGAUAGUAAGAUCGGAUACGCUCAUUACUCAGCACAGAGAUUUGACAACUCGAAUAUGAAAAGGAGCGAAACCACAAGUGGGGUUUUCUCAUCGUCAGAAUUGAAAAGAAAAGAAAGAAUAACUGGUCCCGUGACGCCUGCGUAUACCACUGAAAACUACACAUCACGGAGUAAUACAUCACAUAUAUUCACAACGGUUAUGCGUCAGGCUUCUGUCAAACCCAAAAUGAUUAUGGUCACAGGUCCACGCAACGACAAAUUACUUGGUUUAAAUAGAUAUCCUCAAUCCAAAUGUGAUCGAAGUACUAAACUGACACCCAAUCCUAGCAUAGUACCCAAACGUCAACCAUAUUCCUCCAGAGGGUCUUUACCAUCAUUAGCAAUGGCGCCUGUUUCUAAUCAUAAGAUGUUGGACUCUAACAAAUUGUUAAGCAACCUGAAUGAGAACAUGCAGACAAGAAAUCCACACGCCUGUAGCCUUCAAAGUAGUUUAUUACACCAGCAGGACAACAGGGAGAGGAGACAGUACAUACCAGGGUACGAGUCCCUUCUCUCCCUCACAGCUCUUACCCAGAAGAUAAAGAGCGAAACGGAGCGUGAGCAUGAAAGCAUUUUCCCGAGGAUCAUCCCAAGAGUUGAGCAACCUAUGACACCAAGCGAAAACUCUGACGGCUUAAAUGCAUCAGCUCAGGAAGAAGACAAUAUGACCAAAAUUAAAGAGAAUGAUGUCAACAACAACCACUCUAAAACUAUAGCUAUGUAUGAACCAAAGUCUUCGUUAAUCAACUAUGCAAUUAAAUCACGAUCUCCAGUGUGUAUACCCAAAUCCAGAAAGAAGAUCAUUCUGUCCAAAAUCACAGAUGAGAGUAAACUCCGUUCAACACAACAAGACCCCGGAAGUCCCCCUAAUAAUGCAUUCCAACGGGUGAAUCUACCUUACCAACCUGCCAACACAUCAGAAUCUUCCAUUUGCAUUGAAUCUGAUCAAUUAGAUGAACUUACGGACGCUGAAAGUAAUGAUGAUUCUGAUGAUAACGCUGCACCCUAUGCAAUUCAGACAGAGCCAAUUAGCUCAGAGAAUGAGCAAAGUUGUGAUUCCAACGAUAACACACCGAGGAAGUCUCAGAAAAGAAAGAUCCCAAGAAAGCCGGCAAAUCCACUAAAAAGUCCGCCGAAGUGGGAUCCAUCGUUCAGAGGUGUCACAAUGCAAAUCAAAACAAAGUUGAAGCCAGAUGGGUCACACUUGAGUAUAUCCUGCUAUUUUAAUUGUAGGAAAAUUCAAAGUAAAUGGAGACGACACCGUAGAUACAGCCACCAGCCCCAACGCUGCAGCCAGUCCACGUCCGGGACGACGGAAUGGGGACCUUCUGACCCAGAAGAGUACGCCAAUUCGAGCAAAAGAGAAAACCGGUUGUGUUUCUACUACUCCAGCACCACUGGUAAGCAAUGUGCAUCUUGUAGUGCCAGAAAGACACCUCUAUGGCGUGAUGCUGAAGAUGGGACGCCAUUAUGCAACGCAUGUGGGAUACGAUACAAGAAGUAUCGAGUCCGAUGUGUUCAUUGUUGGCACAUUCCAAAGAAGGAUAGUAAGGCCUAUCCGGAUUGCCCUAACUGUGGUUGCCAACUGAGAUACACACUCGUCAGGAGAUUCGAUCCAUUACUGCCACUAAAAUCUAGUGGAUGAAAAAUUCCAUUCGGAAGAAAAAAUUACGCUUGACGCAAUGCGUAGAUCAGUUUUAGACGUGUUCAGGUGCAUAGGGCACGCGAGGGCCGCUGCAUAUCAAAGUAGAUGAACCGUUAGAAAAUUUCAGCACAUUUUCUGAAGUCAUUUUUGUUACAUCAACGAAACAAGAUCACGGUAUUAAAACCUGAGCUUUCUGAGAGAUUUCUGAUCAUAGUGAUGAUCUACACGUAGUACUCUACGCGUACAACUAUAAAAUUUAUGUAUGGUUGCUGAAACAAAGGAUUACCAGAUGUGAUCAUAUCAUUUCCAGUGAAGUUCAUCCAAGUUGUUAUUCUAGGGACCACUCGUAUACGACAACGUAUGUUCACGUAAUGUCACAAUCGAGGAAAAUAUUCAACCAGUUGUGAGUGUAAACUCACUUAAAUCGUUAUAAUUUUGCAUGGGUUGUAACAACAUAUUUCAUAAUCAAGAAGUUUAAUAAGAAUUAACUGAGCUCCAGUUAGAUCUAUUCUGAUUUAAUUAAUCAUGUAUGAGUCUGAAAUAAGAGUUAUUUCUGACUGAAAUUGAGCAUUUUAUUAUAAUUUUUAUGCUCUAUAUGUACACACACAGGCAAUGUUUUCUCAUUUUUGUUACACUUUUAUUGUAACAGUUUUGCCUAAUUGAUUUGUUUUGUUCUUUUUAUUUCAACGACUAACAAGCUAUGUUUUGUUUUGUGUAGUUCUUAGUAUUUUGUUAAGUUCAUCUUAUACUACGUCGGGUAGACGUAUAUCAAAAGUAGACUCUCCACUUUUAGUUGUAAGUUAAGUUUAUAAUGACAAUGAACGUUCAUUUACACAGUUACCAUCUAUUGUGUAGCUCUCUAAUGAAAGGUGCGUUUUAGUUGUAAAUUUCACAUUUUCCAACGAGAAAGUACACAAUCUUGUAUACGAAGCACACGUCCUCUUAGAAAUUGUAACACUUGUACAAGAAAUUGUCCAAUAAACUGUGGACCCCCCCCCCUUACCUAUUUAACCAGAACAACACAGUUGUUGUUGAAGGGGAGUCUCACAAAGGCUUGUAGCUAGACUGACAAAAAAAUUAACUGAGACAUCUCCACAUUCUAU
Messenger RNA from Owenia fusiformis, 3353 nucleotides. The record is from the annotation of a GenBank genome assembly. Lineage: Eukaryota; Metazoa; Annelida; Polychaeta; Sabellida; Oweniidae.